AUGAACUUGCAACAGAUUAUGAGACCCAGCUCAAUUAGCGCAGACGGUAUCAAGGUCUUCGCUGGCGCUGAGCAGGAUGCCAACCUCUUCUUCAUCACCGUCGAGGCCAAGCUCAUCGCCGCUGGCAUCGACGCUGGCAUCAUCGCCGAGGGUGGUGCUGACCACCAAGGAGACGGGCAGGCUCCAGCAGCUGCCUCAUCGCCGAGCCCAAGCGCCCACGGUGCUUCGGGUCCCCGCACUCGCUCCCGCGCUCAACGCGGCCCUCGCCGCACUGGCGUCCGCCAUGACGCCGGGGACCACGACGACGAUGACGACGACGAGGGCGAUGGCGACGACCACGGCGCUCAGCCAUCUUCCUCCUCUUCCUCUCUCCCUUCUUCCGCCACUCCGAGCGGAGGAGUGCAGGUGGCGUCCCCAGCCUCUGGCCUGCUGGAUCCCCGUGAUCCACAGGUUGACGCAGCCAUCUUCGCGUUCCUCCUUGGCGUCCUGACGGGACACCCGCUGCGGCUGGCCAUCACCGACAACCGUGGCCGCUCCGGUGUGCUUGCGCUGCGCCGCCUCCGCGAGCGCUACAUCCGCAGCGGCAAGGACCACGUCAGCCGCCUCAGGCAGCAGCUCUCCUCGACCACCUGGUUGCCCACGGACACCGUCGACACGUUCAUGUCCCGCAUCACGGACAUCAACUCGCAGCUCCUCGCUGCCGGCGUGUCCAUCCCGGAGGACGACCUGCGCACCCUCGUCCGCAACGAACUCCCCGCAGAGUUUGAUGUGGCGAUGCGGUUCAUGGAGCGCGAGGACCCGCCGCCAUCGCUGUCCAAGAUGACGGCGGACCUCAUCCAGGAAGAGCGCCGCCUGCAUCGUCCCAAGAAGCGCACGCCCGUGCUCGCCAUCGGCGGACCAAGCGCUGGCUCCUUCGCUGCAUCGCCGAUGCACGCUGGCACGUCGCCCUCCGACACGAGCGGUGGACCAUGCUGUCCACCUGCAGAGCGCGUGACUUGCGCGUUCUGCAACUUCCGCGGCCACUGCGCGCAGCAGUGCCGCAAGCUGCAGGCGGCCAAGCGCUACCACCGCGUGGAGACCUUCGCCAUCCACCACGAUGCCCUCAUGCUGCAGCCCGAGGACGAGGAGGAGGGCCACGCCAUCGGACCAGUGCCACCACAGCUGUGGCUCGCUGACAGCGGUGCCACGGCGCACAUCACCAGCGACGCCUCCCUCCUCACCAGCUACAUCUGUGGAGAGACGAUAACCUCCACCUCGAGUGCUUCACAGAUCGACAGAUCGCGCUUCACUUUCGGUGAGAUACUUCAGCAACCUGCCUUCCUCGAACACCCAUGUACUGAAUCCCUCACGCUGCAUGAUCCUGCUGUUAUAUUCUAUUUGGACUGGCCACUCUCCAAGCUCAGCCAGGCGUUGAAAGAGAUUGCGGUUGAUCUCGCCACACCGUUUCAUCGGAAGGUGUACUUCUGCGACUCACUGUUUACAGUCCCGUGGCUGGCAAAGUACAUUCGUGCAAUUGAGGGUGUGCAUGGCGGUCCACCAACUGACAGCAUGAAAAGGCGCAUCAUUGGGUUUAUUGACGGGACCAUCGACCGUAUCCAGGUCGGUGGCAUGACUCCAAACAGCUUCGCCGAAGUAGGAUUGUGCGGAAGUUGCGUGGCCGUUGUGCCCUUCUCGGCGACUCCGCAUAUGCCACCGACAAGAACGUUUGGCCUCUUCAGAAGCAGCUCGAAGAGGGAACGGCAGCAUUUGAACGCAGGCGACGAUUGA
Salpingoeca rosetta is the source of this 1767-nucleotide messenger RNA. RefSeq lists its product as uncharacterized. Lineage: Eukaryota; Choanoflagellata; Craspedida; Salpingoecidae. Bases 1 to 1767 code for a protein of 588 amino acids. The transcript has 6 exons. The record is from RefSeq and is a predicted model, not a curated record.